Messenger RNA from Cololabis saira (Pacific saury), 4350 nucleotides. RefSeq names its product timeless circadian clock (gene timeless). Lineage: Eukaryota; Metazoa; Chordata; Actinopteri; Beloniformes; Belonidae. Gene Ontology annotation, biological process: replication fork arrest; DNA replication checkpoint signaling; DNA repair. The record is from RefSeq and is a predicted model, not a curated record. Gene Ontology annotation, molecular function: DNA binding. The transcript is spliced from 30 exons. Bases 267 to 4031 code for a protein of 1254 amino acids. Gene Ontology annotation, cellular component: replication fork protection complex.
UUGGCGCGAGUCUUGUUCGUGUUGUCAGAUGUGAAACACAGCUGCUCAACAUUAUUUUAUAUAAAUGAAAACGUUUUUUACUUCACUCACCGGUGGUUAUUGAACCCGAAAUCUGAAGCACACCAAUAUAUGAACGUCUUGUUGUGGUUUUCUGUUUUCUUCCUCCCGUGUUGAUUCCGCAGCUAACCGAGCAGCUGCCGCUACCGCUGAACUGCGUUGAAUCCCUGCACCUGAAAGUUGGCUGAUGCUGCUUGAAUGAAUUCAGGAUGAACUGUGAACUCCUGGCAACGUGCAGUGCUCUUGGUUAUCUGGAGGGAGAUGCCUAUCACAAGGAGGCUGACUGCUUGGAGAGUGUGAAAGACUUGAUCCGGUUUUUACGUCAUGAAGACGACACCCGGGAUGUCCGCCAGCAGCUGGGUGAAAGCCAGAUUGUCCAGAAUGACCUCCUGCCCAUUAUCAUUCAGCACAGAGAAGACAAAGCCUUAUUUGAUGCCUGCAUCAGGCUCAUGGUCAACCUCACUCAGCCCUCCAUGCUCUGUUUUGGAAAAGUCCCAGAUGACCCAGUGUUUAGGCAUCACUUCAUGGAAGUGACAUCUCAUUUACAAGCUUAUAAAGAGGCAUUCGCCAGCGAGAAGGUUUUUGGCAUUUUCAGUGAAACAUUGUACAACCUUCUACAACUUGACUGGGAGCAGAGACAGGAAGAAGACAACCUUCUGAUAGAGAGGAUUUUAUUGCUGGUCAGGAAUGUGCUUCAUGUACCUGCAGACCCCUGUGAAGAGAAGAAGGUGGAUGACGAUGCCAGUGUCCACGACCGAGUGCUCUGGGCCGUCCACAUGAGUGGUUUUGAUGACCUGGUCAAGUUCCUCGCGUCGGCCCAGAGUGAGCAGCAGUGGAGUAUGCACGUGUUGGAGAUAAUAUCCCUCAUGUUCAGAGACCAGACACCAGAAGCUUUGGUGAGCGCCGGGCAUGCUCGUUCAGCAGAAGAGAAGCAGAGAGACUCUCAGGAACUGGAGACACUGAGACAGAAGGAGCUCGCAGAGAAACGCUCUCGCACAUUACAAAGAGGAACCAGACACUCUCGCUUUGGUGGGUCUUAUGUAGUUCAAGGCCUCAAGGCAAUCGGGGACAAAGAUGUGAUCUAUCACAGAAAUAUCAACAACUUCAAAAAUUACACUCACGACGUCGGGAAAGCAGUGAGACGCGUCCCAAAAAGGAAUCGACAUGCUCAGGAAAGCAAGGACGAAAGGCGCUCUGCCUUAAACGUUCGACUGUUCCUGCGUGAGUUUUGCCUGGAUUUCCUGGAGAGCUGCUACAAUCGACUCAUGUACCUUGUUAAGGAAAGUCUGGUUCGAGAGCAGACGCAACAGCAUGAUGAAACCUAUUACCUGUGGGCACUCAGCUUUUUCAUGGCUUUCAACCGUGGCAACGGUUUCCGUGCUGACUUGGUUUCAGAGACCAUGUCUAUUCGUGCUUUUCAUUUUAUUGAACGCAACAUCACCAACUACUAUGAGAUGCUGCUGACCGAUCGUAAAGAGGCCACAUCCUGGUCUAGCAGGAUGCACUUGGCACUAAAAGCAUAUCAGGAACUUUUGCUAACUGUGAAUGAGAUGGACCGCUCUCCUGACGAAACCAUCCGUCAGAGCUCCAAUGUCAUCAAAAGCAACAUAUUCUACAUGAUGGAGUACAGGGAGAUUUUCCCGACGUUGUUGAGAAAGUAUGACGAGACCAAGCAGCCUCAGUCAUAUCUCAAAGACCUGGUGGAGUCAACACAUCUCUUCUUACGCAUGUUAGAACGCUUCUGCAAAGGUCGGAGAAAUUUGAUGGUGCAGAAGAAGAAAUCGAGGCGGAAGAAGUCUAAUAAAAAGCAGCAGUUGACUCCAGACACUAGUCCAGAAGCUCUGGCGGAGACCUGGAAGAUUGUGGAGGAAGAACUGAGGGCGACAGGGUUCCAGUUGUCGGAGUCUUUAAAGGAAAGCAGUGUGCCUUUUGAUGCCACGUCUGAGACUCCUCCCGAGGAGCAGCGUACAGAGGCGAUGGUGCGUGUGCAGGAUGCUCUGCUGGCUCGACUGGGACCUGAAGCUCUGGGGCUGCUGCGUGCUGCCAGGGAGGUGUGGCCGGAUGGAGACGUGUUUGGUUCAGCUGAUGUGGAACUCGAGGAGGAACUUGAACUCCUCAAGCAAAUCCUCAACGCCAACCUGCCAAGAUCGGCUCCUGAGACUGUGGUAGAAGAGGAGGAUGAGGGAGAGUUAGAAGAAGAGGAGAUGGAGCCAGUCCGGAUCUCUGAAACGGAGUUCAAGUUUGUAGACUUUAUCAAGAGGUUUGCCAACCCCAACAUUGUGCGGCCAUACCUUCUCCUAUUAAAAACGUUUUCAAAAAACACACCCCACACAAACCACUGCAUUGUACGAAUGCUGCACCGCUUGGCUGUUGACCUCAAAAUGGACGCCCUGCUUUUCCAGUUGUCAGUCUUUCACCUUUUCAACAAAAUCCUCAGUGACCCCGCUGCAGCUGCUUACAAGGAACUUGUGACCUUUGCCAAGUAUGUGCUGAACAGUUUCUUUUCAGUAGCAGCACAGAACAACAAGGCAUAUGUUGAAUUGCUGUUCUGGAAGAAUGUGGGUGCUGUACGUGAGAUGACAGAAGGAUAUGGCAAAGAUGGAGAGGACAAGAAGCCCACAUGGACUGAAGAGGAGGAAGAGGAGUUGCGUAACCUCUACAUGCAGCAUCUGGAUUCUGAAGUUCCAGACAUCGCGGAGACGCUGCUGUCAUUACUCAGCAACAGCAACCGCACUCGGCGGCAAGUCGUGACACAGCUGGUGCAUAUGGGUCUUGUGGACAACGCUAAAGAACUGAAGAAACAAAAGAAAGGUACUCGGAUUGUUCUGUGGACAGAAGAGCAGGCGCAAGAGCUGCAGAUGCUCUUUGAAGAAUACAAAGACUCUGAUGAUGUGCUGGGUAACAUCCUGAAGAAGAUCACAGCGAAGCGAUCCCGUGCACGUGUUGUGGACAAGCUGCUCAGUAUGGGUUUGGUGUCGGAGAGAAGAGAACUUUAUAAAAAGAGACGCCGCGGUGCUCAAGGAAAGAGCUCUGGACGGGCAAUGACCGAAGAGGAGUUCUUGGCUGACCUAACGCAAGGCCUCCCAGAUGAUUCUGUGGAUGGAGAUGAUGGAGAUGACAGAGAGGAUGAGUCUGAAUCUGAAGAAAGUGGGGAAGAUGAAGAGGAGGAUGGAGAAAAGACACCAAAUGGUGGACAAAGCAGUCAGAUGUCUCACCUCACGGUGGAGAGGAGAGCAGGCGUAGGCAGCAUGGUGUCUGCUCUGCAGCAGCAAGGUGUGUCUGGACCUUUGUUGUGGCUGCAGAACAGUUUGAACAGAACAGCAAAUGAUCGAGACAAAGAUGGUCUGUCCCAGCCGGUCCCACUCGUCCCUCUGACUGAGGAAAAUGAAGAUGCAAUGGAAAACAAGAGCUUUCAGAAGUUGUUGCGUAAAUUGGGAAUGCGACCACCUGCAAAUGAACAAGAGUCCUUCUGGAGGAUCCCCUCAAAGAUCAGUCCAUCUGAGCUACGGAGUGCAGCUGCAGCUCUAACUCCAGGAGAGGACAAAACUGAUGAUUGUGAGGACCAAGCAGGACCCCGGGGCCAAGCAGAAGAGCCCCAUGAGGAGGAGGAAGAGGUCUCGGGUGAUCAGAAAGCUCAGGCGCUGAGAGCUCUGCUGCUCGCACGCAAGAGGAAAUGCCGCACCACUAAUGACACGGUUCGUGUGUCAGAUUUAACUUCUGCUGACGACUCAGACACUGUAACUGAGAGCAGAUCUCAGGAGCAGAAGACCUCAACUAAAAGGAGCAGAAGCAGACUUCUUGAUGAUGAUGACGAUGAUGAUGAUGAGGAUGAGAAAAAGGAGGAGGAUGAGUCCACUAAUGCAAUGGAUGUAGAUGCAAAUGGUGACGCAGACUCAGACGGAGAGGAUAUAUCUGCUCCUGUGAAACGAAGGAGGAAGAUGGUCCUAAUUGAUGAAGAUGAAGAGGAGGAUUAGUGGCAGUUUUUAAUGGACUACAAGGACUGCUCGGAGGGAAAUGCAGCCCUCUGGAGAUCUGUAGUCCACACAGAAGACCGAUUAACAGAAUACGAAGUAAAGCAACAGGACCUUUGUUGUUAUUACAUAAAUCCCAUAUACACUUUGUUUUCUCUUUGGUAGGCAGUUUAUUUUUGGCAUUUGCUGGAAAUAUUCAUCUUCUAUUUUGGUAGUUUUUAUCUCUUUAGUGUUCCCAAAUUCAACCUAUCAGAAAAAGUAUUGUGUCAUAAGACUUAACGUUUCAAUACAGUUGUUUCAUUUUUGGAUUGAAAAUAAAAUA